Molecule: messenger RNA, 1105 nt
Organism: Humulus lupulus (European hop)
Lineage: Eukaryota; Viridiplantae; Streptophyta; Magnoliopsida; Rosales; Cannabaceae
Product: phosphatidylcholine:diacylglycerol cholinephosphotransferase 1-like
Exons: 3
Coding region: 70-897 (275 amino acids)
Molecular function (GO): diacylglycerol cholinephosphotransferase activity
Source: RefSeq, a predicted model, not a curated record
CUUUCCCUUCCCAUUGAUUCCACCAUUUUAUACUUAUAUAAACUCGCAUUCACUCCAUCUCCAUUCCCCAUGAACGGCGUCGUAUCGAACCCCUCCUCCGUCACACUCCUCACCCUCAACAACAGGCGACCGCGCCCCCAAUCCGACGACGGACCCGACAUGGGAAUGGCUAAGAAGGGACAGGCUGUCCUCAAUGCCAAGCCCUCUUUCAUGACCUGGACCGCCGAUGACUUCCUCCACGUGGCCAGGUUUCAUUGGCUGCCAUGCGUCUUCGCCGCGGGGCUCUUGUUCUUCAUGGCCGUGGAAUACACGCUCCGAAUGGUCCCCUCCUCAUCGCCGCCUUUCGAUCUGGGAUUCGUCGCCACUCGCCCACUUCAUCGGUUGCUUUCUUCCUCGCCUCAACUCAAUACUGUCUUAGCUGCCCUCAAUACGGUGUUUGUGGGGAUGCAAACGACAUAUAUAUUAUGGUCGUUUUUAGUAGAAGGGCGUCCAAGAGCUACAAUUUCAGCUCUUUUCAUGUUCACUUGCCGGGGAAUUUUGGGUUACUCAACCCAGCUUCCAUUGCCUCAGGGAUUUUUGGGAUCUGGGGUUGAUUUUCCGGUGGGGAACGUGUCGUUUUUCCUGUUCUACUCCGGCCACGUGGCCGGGUCGGUGAUUGCCUCCCUUGACAUGAGACGGAUGAAGAGGUGGGAAAUGGCGCGUACGUUCGACGCUCUCAACGUGCUCCAAGCCGUGAGGUUGCUCGGCACUAGGGGUCAUUACACCAUUGACUUGGUCGUUGGAGUCGGCGCCGGUAUGCUCUUUGACUCACUCGCCGGAAAAUAUGUCGAAAGCAAGAGAAAAUUGUCAACAACUACUACUACUACUAGUAAUGGCAAAGAAGCUUCCUUUACUUGAAGGAUCAGGAAAGAGAAUUUGGAGUAUUUGACUGAUAGCUGUCUACUUUCUUUAAUCAGAUGACAAGAACAGUAGUCAUGAAAAAAAAAUUGUACAAAGAAUUAGGCAAAAGCUUUAAGCUUUUAGUUUGCUUCACCACUUUUUAUUGGUUGUUAUUUCUCGUUGUAGAGACCUUCAUCUGAUUUGAUUUGAUUAUAAGUUUUGGUUA